This is a messenger RNA of Acanthamoeba castellanii str. Neff, 2961 nucleotides long. Its product is annotated as ornithine/lysine/arginine decarboxylase. Gene Ontology annotation, cellular component: cytoplasm; cytosol. Gene Ontology annotation, biological process: L-arginine catabolic process. NCBI's taxonomy places the organism in Eukaryota, Discosea, Longamoebia, Acanthamoebidae. The coding region runs from base 1 to 2961 and encodes 986 amino acids. The record is from RefSeq and is a predicted model, not a curated record. The transcript is spliced from 20 exons. Gene Ontology annotation, molecular function: pyridoxal phosphate binding; arginine decarboxylase activity.
AUGGAGAAGGUGAUGAAGCACUCGCACACGUUCAGCGCGCUGGUGCGCAAGUUCCCCAAGAAGCUCCAACACCAACAGCAGAACGGCGAAGAGGUCGCAGCUCUCACGGUGUCGGCCACGACUUCGCCUUCGUCGCUGCCCUCGUCGCAGCUCGGAUCUUUCUUCUUCCCGGCGCGGCUGCGGGACGACACCUGGGUCGAGCUCAACCACCUGUGCAGCCCGCUCCUCAAGGGCGACGGCAACUGCCCGCCGCAGCCGGACGAGCACCACAAGCGCGAGAUCGAGACGCGCAUCAAGCUUCUCCGCAACGUAGAGGAUUUCUGGGGCUUCCCCGGCCGAAGGAAUUUCCAUCAACUCGUGCAGCUCUAUGAGGAUGGACACUACCAGCGCUUCGCCGCGGCCGUGGCCCACAUCACCCCUGCCAUCAACGACCAGGUGUACCGCCAGCUGAGGUGGAAGGCGUUCGAUGUGGCACAGGUGUGGGAGGAGAAGGACGAGUCAAGCAGCCUGCUGCAGGAGGAGGACGGCGCCACCCACUGCCGCGGGUACUUCGAAGUGCUGGUCGUGGGAGUGGAGCAGGACUCGCACGGCCUGGCCCACUCGCUCAGCGAAGCGCGGUCCACCUCGGACAGCUUCACCUACAGCGCUUUGACUGUGGCGUCGCUCGAGGACGCGAUCUGCGCCAUCCUGUUCAACACCACCAUCCAGAGCGUGGUGGUGCGCAGCAACUUCCAGAUCCAGUCGCCCAACGGCCACGGCCAGCCCUCGUUCCACUCGUCUCCCUACCUGAACAAAUACGGUUCCCUGGGCAAGGACGAGCAUUCGCUGACCCAGCAGGAAGCGCGCACGAUGCUGCUGGCCCAAAUCAUCAAGGAGAUCAGGCCCGAGCUGGACAUCUUCUGCUUCAGCGAUCUGCCCGUGGAGCGGGUGGCCCUCACCCACAACAAUCAAUUCAACCGCGUCUUCUACAACGAGUCCAACGACGCGCAGGAGCUGCACCUCUCGAUCCUGCAGGGCGUGCAGGCCAGGUUCGAGACGCCGUUCUUCAACGCUCUGGUCAACUACAGCAAGAACCCCAUGGGUGUCUUCCACGCUAUGCCCAUCUCCCGGGGCGCCUCCCUCACCCACUCCCACUGGAUCAAGGACAUGUUCAACUUCUACGGCCGUAAUAUCUUCCUUGCGGAGACUUCGGCCACGUGUGGCGGGCUGGACUCGCUGCUGGAGCCGCACGGGACGAUCAAGGCGGCGCAGGAGCUGGCCGCGCAGACCUUUGGCUCUGACCGCUCGUUCUGGGUCACCAACGGAACCUCCACCGCCAACAAGAUCGUCGUCCAGGGACUCGUUCGUCCCGGCGACAUCGUGCUCGUCGACAGGAAUUGUCACAAGUCGCACCACCUGGGCCUGGCGCUGGUCGGCGCCUCGGUCGUGUAUCUGGAGGCGUAUCCGCUGCGCCAGUACGCCAUGUACGGCGCUGUGCCGCUGCGCACCAUUAAGGAGACGCUUCUCAAGCACAAGGCCGCUGGCACGCUCGCCAAGGUCAAGAUGGUCUUUCGUUCUCUUGUGCUGACUCGCUGCACCGACCGACUGGUCGCUGCCGCCCGAAGGCUCACGAACUGCACGUUCGACGGCAUCGUCUACAACGUGCAGCGGGUGAUGGAGGAGUGUCUGGCCAUCAAGCCCGACCUCGUGUUCCUGUGGGACGAGGCCUGGUGGGGCUUCGCCUACUUCCACUACCUCCUGCGCUUGAGGACGGCCAUGUAUGGAGCGCAGCAGCUCAAGCUGCGCUACCAGUCGGCCAGCUACAGGGCGGAGUACGACAACUGGGUCAAGGCCAACGACGGCGACGAGGCCAAGAUGUUCGACCCCGCCAAGCGGUGGCUUCCCGACCCCAGCACCGUCCGGAUCCGCGUGUACGCCACUCAGUCGACGCACAAGACGCUGACGGCCCUCAGGCAAGGGUCGAUGAUCCACGUCCGCGAUCAGGACUUCAAGCGAUCGGUCGAGCGUCCGUUCACGGAGUCGUUCUUCACCCACACGUCGACAUCGCCCAACUACCAGAUCCUGGCCAGUCUGGACGUGGGCCGCAGGCAGAUGGCCCUCGAGGGCCUGGAGCUCCACACGGAGAAGGCGCUGAUGAUGCGCAAGCAGCUGGCGGACAACCCCGACCUCAACCGCUGGUUCCACUUCCUGGACGUGGACGAGCUGAUCCCGGCCGAGUACAGGCAGGAGUCCGAGCUGAAGAGCUACGUCCACGUCACCGAUACGGAGGAGUCGUGGCUCGCCCUCCGGAAGGCAUGGCUCUUCGACGAGUUCGUGCUCGACCCCAACCGCCUCACCCUCCACAUCGGCAAGACGGGCAUCGACGGCGACACGUUCAAGACCAACUACCUCAUGGACCGCUUCCAGAUCCAGGUCAACAAGACCUCGAUCAACUCUGUGCUGUUCAUGCUCACCAUCGGCACCACCCGCAGCUCCAUCGCGUACCUGCUGGAGUCGCUCAUCAAGAUCGGAGAGCUCAUCGACGCCUCGCUGGAAGACAGGUCGCCCGCGGAGAUGAAGCUCCACGAAAAGAAGAAGUGGGAGCUCACGCAGAACAUGCCGCCGCUCCCCAACUUCUCCCACUUCCACCCCAAGUUCAGGAAGAGCACCAUCACCGAGGAGGGCGUCCUGCGCAUGCCCUUCUUCAUGGCCUACGAGGAGGAUGACUGUGACUACAUUCCGCUGCGGGACAAGAGGCUCGAUGACGUGAACAAGUGCGCGAUCCCUCUGGUCUCGGCCAACUUCGUGAUCCCGUACCCGCCCGGCUUCCCGAUCCUCGUCCCCGGACAGGAGGUGAGCCAGGCCAUCAUCGACUUCUUCCGUCACCUCGACGUGAAGGAAGUGCAUGGCUACGUGGCGGAGCUCGGCCUGCGCAUCUUCAAGCCCCACGUCGUGGAGAACGCGCACACACUCGACGCUUGA